This is a messenger RNA of Daphnia pulex (common water flea), 2288 nucleotides long. RefSeq lists its product as uncharacterized. The record is from RefSeq and is a predicted model, not a curated record. The coding region runs from base 502 to 1299 and encodes 265 amino acids. The transcript is spliced from 3 exons. Lineage: Eukaryota; Metazoa; Arthropoda; Branchiopoda; Diplostraca; Daphniidae.
AGAAUUUUCAUACAUAAUGAAAUGCAAUGAUUAAAAAUGUUUUCUAAACUAAAAAAAAAUAAUUAAAAAAAAAGAAAUCACUGUAAGAUUUCUUCACAUCUAACUAAACAAAAACACAGAAAAUCGAUCCUUGCUUCUGGAGAUAAACCAGUAAACAUUUUUUGGGGUUUUCCGAGUGCUCUUUCUGACACGACAUUAAAUUUGUCGCAAACAUCAACAUAAUCCAUGUCGAUAAACUUUAUACUUUUUUUUUUAUUUUAAGUCCCAGUUACAUGACUAACUAAAUCAGCGAUUCUUGUGUAGUGUCAAAAGUGCAAAAGUCAACCUUGUUUAUUUUUUUGCGGGUUUCAUUUUACACAUCUAUUGGAUGGAUGCUCCACAAUUUCAAUUUCCUCCAGUUAUAUGUUAGAAGUAGGCGUGUCAGUAGCUGUAUGAUGGACUUGAGUUGCUUUAAAUACGUAUACACUUCCUUGAGUUUUACGAGUUUUAUGAGCCGUCAAAAUGGUUGCACCAAAUCGUCGCAACGGUGGGGCCCAAUUCCUUCUACUUUUAGCAGCCGUUAUCAGCCUCGCUUUGGCAUCCCCUGCACCAUCGCUACAAAAUUUGAAGAAACAACGAGAGAAAGCAAAGAACAGGCUGUUUUCAACUACUACCACUACACCAGCUCCUUCUUCUAAUGAAUUAACAUGCGAGGAAAAGUUUAAAAACGCAGAAAAAUUCACUUUCAACGAGACAGCAUUGCACGGCGACAUCAGGAAACUGAUGAACACUUAUUACGAUUGGGGGGCUCUGUUGGCUCCGGCUCCAGUAGCUAUAAGCGUGUUGGGGAAGCUCAUCCUAAUGUCUAACAAGAGAUUGGAUUUUCCCAUCGAUGUCAAUUUACCAACCGGCGGUUUCAAGCACAUCAAGUACCCCAAGAGUUUCCGAACCACUUUACUUCAAAUCAGCCAUAGUGGUUACCUGGCCUUCCUAAAAGCUCACACCAACAUGGACAAGAUCCGAAUGUACAAUUCAAACGUGCCCAGCCACAUCAAGGACGCCACCCGCUACCUGAUGUCCAAACAAGAGCUUUACAUCGUCAACUUACUGCCUAUAUCGCUGGGACGCAUUAAAGAAGCAGCCGACCAGAGUAAAAAGCUUUCACAAGAAGUGGUAGAGGAAUUUAAAGACGUUGUGGGGUUGAUUCAAGAGACCAUUCUAGCCGUGUCAGACACCAAGAGCGAUAAGGAGGUCAAGUUGAAAGGAGUUGAGCUCGACAUCCAACUCAAGCACAUUACACCUUCUAUGAUCGGCAAGUAAAGAACGACAGGUGCGCAGAUCAAAACACCCAACAUCUAUCAGAUGUUCUGGUUACGGUCGGUCAAUACAGAUUAAAGUACGAGUCGUGGCAGAACUCGAGAGCAACUCGACCCUUUAAUGGUUUGGAAGAUGUAAGUAAAUUGCAACAGAUUUUUAUUACCAUGGUUCGAUGUGAUUCUGUCGUGGAGCUGAUGGACAAAGGAGGAAGAUUGGUCAAUAUGUUGCAAAGCGCCAAGUUUGAAUUAUUGCAGAAGAAUAGCACGCGCCCGGGAGCUGAAGAGAUGGACGAUUUGAUCCGCAUAAUCCAUCACGUUCGGGUCUCUGCUAAAGUACAAGAGAAAAGUGUGGUCAAUUCAACAAAUUUCCGCGGCGAAAGUUUGGUGGAUAUGUGGGAGUUUUCUUUCAAGCAUCAACUUCAAAUGUUGCAGAGCAUGAUCAAUACCACCACCGACAUUUUGAAUGUCAAUCACAGGCAAAUGAAAUUACAGCGGAAGAAAAACGAGGAGAUCAUCGGAAGAAUCAAACAGCUGGACCUAGCCAAAAUCAGCCACAAAGAGGCGAUUGAAGCGCUGAAUGACGGACUGGAAGUGUUGGGACUAUUGCAGCGAGACUGGCUGAAGUUAAUCGAAUUUUAUGAGAAAAUGUCGCGCUUUAUAAGCAAAGCCACCGAAGAAAUCGAAGCUCUCGUUGAGGUGGUCAGAGUAAUGAGUAAAGAUGUGUCAAAUUUGGAUGACGACGAAAUGUUUGGAAAUUUACUGGAAGCUGUUGAAAAAUCUAAUCAAGCCGCGUUCCUCAUCCACGGAGUAUCUGAAAUGUAUGUCAAUGUAUCGCAAAACUUUAUAAUGGAUCGUGUUGCCAAUCUGGAUAACAUGAUGAACAUCAACGUCAAUAAUGUCGGGCUAUCUAAGGUUCUUGAAGAGCAGAGAUUACUGAAGGAAAGCGCCCAGACUGCUUACGAUGGCAUCAUCCAGUACAUCAAAGAUGGAGAA